Molecule: messenger RNA, 1371 nt
Organism: Prorocentrum cordatum
Lineage: Eukaryota; Dinophyceae; Prorocentrales; Prorocentraceae
Source: the annotation of a GenBank genome assembly
AUGCAGCCGCCCUCGCAGAAGCAGCUCGCCUUCGCGGAGGAGCUCGCGCGGCAGGCAGGCAGGGCGGUGCCGGAGGACGCGCGCAGGAGCCGGCAGGAGUGCGCGCGAGUCAUCGACCAGCUGGAGGGAAUGGUGCCGCCCUCGCAGAAUCAGCUCGCCUUCGCGGAGGAGCUCGCGCGGCAGGCAGGCAGGGCGAUGCCGGAGGACGCGUUCCGGAGCAAGCAGGAGUGCAGCAAAUUCAUCACUGAGUUGGAGGCUGCUCGGAUGUCUCGCCAGUACGCGGUGGCGCCCGACUCAGGCAUGGGGCGGUGGGACCAUGCGCGUCCGAGCGCCCCAGGUGGCGGGCAGUUCGGGAGCGAGCCGUGGGCAACAAGCGUGAUGCGGUCCGGCGACGGUCCGCCCUCGCAGAAGCAGCUCGCCCUCGCGGAGGAGCUCGCGUGGCAGGCAGGCAGGGCGGUGCCGGAGGACGCGCGCAGGAGCCAGCAGGAGUGCGCGCGAGUCAUCGACCAGCUGAAGGGGAUGCAGCCGCCCUCGCAGAAGCAGCUCGCCUUCGCGGAGGAGCUCGCGCGGCAGGCAGGCAGGGCGGUGCCGGAGGACGCGCGCAGGAGCCGGCAGGAGUGCGCGCGAGUCAUCGACCAGCUGGAGGGAAUGGUGCCGCCCUCGCAGAAUCAGCUCGCCUUCGCGGAGGAGCUCGCGCGGCAGGCAGGCAGGGCGAUGCCGGAGGACGCGUUCCGGAGCAAGCAGGAGUGCAGCAAAUUCAUCACUGAGUUGGAGGCUGCUCGGAUGUCUCGCCAGUACGCGGUGGCGCCCGACUCAGGCAUGGGGCGGUGGGACCAUGCGCGUCCGAGCGCCCCAGGUGGCGGGCAGUUCGGGAGCGAGCCGUGGGCAACAAGCGUGAUGCGGUCCGGCGACGGUCCGCCCUCGCAGAAGCAGCUCGCCCUCGCGGAGGAGCUCGCGUGGCAGGCAGGCAGGGCGGUGCCGGAGGACGCGCGCAGGAGCCAGCAGGAGUGCGCGCGAGUCAUCGACCAGCUGAAGGGGAUGCAGCCGCCCUCGCAGAAGCAGCUCGCCUUCGCGGAGGAGCUCGCGCGGCAGGCAGGCAGGGCGGUGCCGGAGGACGCGCGCAGGAGCCGGCAGGAGUGCAGCAAGUUCAUCAGUGAGUUGGAGGCGGCUCGGAUGUCUCUCCAGUACGCGGUGCCGCCCGACUCAGGCAUGGGGCGGUGGGACCAUGCGCGUCCGAGCGCCCCAGGUGGCGGACGGGGAGGAGAGCAGACGCCCUCGCAGAUAGAGGUGGAGUUCGCGGAGUGGCUCGCCCGGGAUAAUGGCUUCUUGCAGUUGCCAGACGAAGUGCGCUACAGCAAGCGUUUGUACGAG